Messenger RNA from Brugia malayi, 120 nucleotides. RefSeq lists its product as uncharacterized. The transcript is spliced from 2 exons. Bases 1 to 120 code for a protein of 39 amino acids. Lineage: Eukaryota; Metazoa; Nematoda; Chromadorea; Rhabditida; Onchocercidae. The record is from RefSeq and is a predicted model, not a curated record.
AUGAUGAGGAGGGAACAAAAAAUUAUGAAUUUAAAGAAUAUAUUUCUAAAUCAUCUGCAAUUCGAAUUCAAAUGUCGAAGAUGCCAAGGACGCACUUAUUGCAUAUGCAAGAAAUCUUAG